Messenger RNA from Carya illinoinensis, 1252 nucleotides. Its product is annotated as G patch domain-containing protein 11. Lineage: Eukaryota; Viridiplantae; Streptophyta; Magnoliopsida; Fagales; Juglandaceae. The record is from RefSeq and is a predicted model, not a curated record. The transcript has 4 exons. Gene Ontology annotation, cellular component: kinetochore. Gene Ontology annotation, molecular function: nucleic acid binding. Bases 73 to 873 code for a protein of 266 amino acids.
UUUUCAUCCCCAAAGCCGCACUCCGUUUCCGUUGAUUUUCAUCUCCUCUCUUGUCGAGCUUCAAACUCAAACAUGGCUGAAUCAACUCACAACGGAACAACCAAUGGAGCAGCAGCGGAAGCGGAAACGGAAGAAGAAGAUUAUAUGGGGGACCUCUCUCGCUUCCUCCCUCUUGAAAACUCCAUCUCUGUGAACUCUUUAUCCCAAAAGAUAUCCAUCAAUAGAACCCAACCUGUUCAAUCCUCCAAGAAGCAAUCCAAAACCCUAAGCUGGCAAGAACGGCGUAGACUUGAAAGAGAACAAAAGCAACAAGAAGAGGAUGAGCAGACCUUAGCAAAUGUGGAGGCCCCAAUCCCACAAUCCAACAUUGGAUUCAAGCUUCUGAAGCAAAUGGGCUACACUCCUGGUUUGGCCCUAGGUAAGGAGAAGUCUGGCAGGGCUGAACCAGUGGGAUUUGAGAUUCGGCGAUCACGAGCUGGGAUUGGCCGAGAGGACCCCCACAAAGAAAAGAGAAAAAAGGAGGAGAUUGUGACUGAGAAGAAAAGGAGAAAGGAAGAGGUUUUGAUGGUGGAGUUUGGAUGUAGGCAGAAGUUGCAGUGGAGGACUCGAAAAGUCGUAGUUAAUUUCAAAAAAGCAAAGGCUGCUCUUGAUCAAUUGGAGAAUAAGGAAGUUGUGGAGCCUAAGAAGAAUGAGGAUGAGGAGGAGGGUGAACAGGAGGAAGACGAAGAGGAGGAGAUAACGGAAGAGGACUUGCUAGAUAUAUUGAUGAAACUCAGAGAUGAACAUCAGUACUGCCUCUUCUGUGGAUGUCGGUACGAAUCAAUGGAGUCUUUGUUGGCCAACUGCCCUGGAACUGAUGAAGACGACCACUGAACUAGGAGUUCCUAGCUUACUUCUCCUAUGGCACGAUGAGAUCAGUGAAAACAAGGUUCCAAUACGCAAUGUUAUCCAGGAUUGUCAUCAAGGAUGAGAUCUGCAGUGGAAACAAGAUUUUCAAGAGGGAUUUUAUCCAAGGUUGUCAUCAACGAUUAGAUCUGCAUACCGUGUAAAAUUCUUCCAUUCUUCCACCAUUCUAUCAUUUAAAGGAUAGAGAACCAUAGGUAAAAAGGUUGAAGAAUAUGCUGAAUUCUCUCAUGGAUCAGUUGUGCGUGUAUUUAGGAUCUCAGGCACUAACUAAUAUGACGAUAUUGUAUAGAAAGGUGGACGAACUUGAUCUAUAUAUCGAGGAAAUUAAUAAAUUUAUGUUGGUCUA